Molecule: messenger RNA, 384 nt
Organism: Cydia amplana
Lineage: Eukaryota; Metazoa; Arthropoda; Insecta; Lepidoptera; Tortricidae
Gene: HSPC300
Product: probable protein BRICK1-B
Exons: 4
Coding region: 56-286 (76 amino acids)
Biological process (GO): actin filament organization; cell motility; regulation of actin polymerization or depolymerization
Cellular component (GO): SCAR complex
Molecular function (GO): protein-containing complex binding
Source: RefSeq, a predicted model, not a curated record
UGUACUAACAAAUCUCGCUAAUAUUUUGAUAAUAAUUCCACUAAAAUAAGGUAAAAUGGCUACGCCACCACGGGAAACUAUUCAGAAGCAAAUUCAGCAAGACUGGGCGAACAGAGAAUACAUUGAAGUCAUUACGGGGAGCAUAAAAAAGAUAACAGACUUCCUCAAUUCCUUCGAUAUGUCUUGUAGAUCACGUCUAGCUACGUUAAACGAGAAAUUGACAUCUUUGGAGAGGAAAAUUGACUACUUGGAGGCCUGCGUCACAAAAGGGGAAACAUUAACAUAAUAUUACUUUAGGUAUAAUACUAGUGUAACGUAACUCAUAACUAAAUGUCACUGUGUAAUAUUUAGUAUAAGAUAUGUAGCAACUCCAAAUUAAAUGUU